CUUGCCACUACCAUCACGUACGACCGUUCGCCUGGCUGUCACCCUGCCGCUGUCGUACUUGUCGCAAAGCACUGUUUGUGCGUACCAAAGCGUUCUGCACUCAGAGGCGGUGCGACUCGUCAGCGCGUCCCGGGCUCGUGCUUCGGUCUCGCGAUCGUCCAGUUCUGGGCGCAAGAUCAAGAACCUCGGAUCUGCUGCUUUCCAUCGGGAUUCCCGGCUACUCGAACCUACGUCGUUUGGUCGCUUUGCCACGCGCACUGCACCUCUGCCUGUAAUCUGUAACUGAGCAUCGCUGAGCUUCCGCAGCAUAAUCACAGGAAGAACAGCGUCAGAAGCUCUCGGACAACUCCAUAUGACUCAACUUGACGAUCAGGACUCCAGGGACUCAUCGCCGUCGCCCUCCAAACCGACCGGCUCCUUGAACGCGACCGCGCAGACUGACCAGAGUUCUAUCCCUCCCACUCGCUUCUACUCCUCUACCAGUGGCCCAAAACCACCCCCACUACCAAAUCGACCACGUACCAGCGUAGGUACGGCCUCCACUCAAUAUAUGGCGCCGCCAAGUCCGCCCCCCAGCUAUGAUGUUACCUCCUCGGACUUUCGGGAGCCGGAGCUUGUAGCAGAUGGUCCUCUUCCUGCACUUCAUGUACCGGACGGCGAGCCGCAGAGAGAUAUCUGGAUCUCACAAGAAACAAGAACGUCAUGGGAUGUUGACGCUUCCGCAUGGUCCGGAGUUGAAAAUGAAGUAAGCGGAACAUGGACCUCAAACGUCGAUUGGACAACUUCAUACGUGUCCGCUGCCAAGAAAAUACCCAUAGAUGGUCGCAGUGACGAGGAGGAAGAACGAUGGUGGGAUCCCACCAUCCGAGAGAAGUAUAUGCGACCUGGUCCAGGUAUAUUGGCGACGUUGCUCGAGCGGAAACUACACGAAGGUGGCGAUCAUACCCUGUUCAGCGUACUUGCAAAAUCACCAUCGCCGGAAGCUCGUGCGGAGCACGCGCGCAGUGGUUCCGGCAAUUCAAUGAGCUUUUCUACUUCGGUUCCGUCUGCAACUCCCUCUAGCGCGACCACACAACCCACUUCUCCCACGUCCUUGCAUACUUCUGCUCCUUCAUCAUCGCAAGUCUUCAUACCUCCACCUGCGGACGAAGUGCGGACGGCUGUCCCCCAUCCCAAUGCAUACUAUUGUCGGAAACACAACGGAUGGCUACUCGUGCUAUGGAAAUCUUCGUCUGUGCUCCCGCCUCUAGCUAGCAGCUUUGACGAGCGAAAGCUUCCUGAUCAGAUGCGCCGUAAACAGACCAACUCAUGUGUUGGUGAGGGCGAACAACCAUUCGGACAGGCAAACAAGACACAUCACUUCCAUCACUACUCAAAGGCGGUCGACGCCCGUAAAUUGGAUCCUCCUCUCAUCAGGCAGUCAUGGGAGAAAGAGGAGCUGAUCAAGAAGAACCGAAGGAAGGUGACGAGGGAAAGUCUCUCAUUGGAUUUAUCCGAUGGUAUAGACCCCGAGAGCAUGACAUCCACAUCCCAAAUGAUUCAAGAUGAGCCUGAACAAAUGGAUGAAGAACCGGAAGAGGAACUGCUGGAUUUAUACGUUUGUUGUCAAUGUUCGUUCUACUGCGUGGUCAGCGACAUCAUUCCCGGUGUCAUUCCUGUUCGUGCGAUCGAGGCAUUCGUUCAGGAAAAGACUCAGAACCCCUCACCGGGUGUCACCGCUGAAAUGUCGGUGUUCUACGCCUGGGAGACGAUAGCGCGGGUACUCAACAAACGCCUGUGGGGCGGGGAAACUCGUUCCCUACCGAUUCAAGGCAAAUCGUUCAGUUCGAGGAUCGGUUGGAGCACACCUGUACAGACCAUAUUCUCAAGUCUGGGGUGGGAGCUGAAGCCACUUCACAAGGAUGGUCAAGAUAUUCAGGCUCUCUGGCCCCCGUCGUUAGACUCGGCAUCGCUCGAAGGCAAAACUACUCGUGCCAAGCUGCUACGCGCUCGUGUGGAGAUUGGCGCUUGGAUGACGGACUUCUAUCGUCGAUUGUUGUCAAAGAGCAAGGAAUUUGUCGAUGACGUCAUCACAAUUGACAGUGCUCGGGAAAUGAUUUCCAGCGCGAUCGGUUCUCAUCCAAAUCAAAUUCCGCGCGAGUCAGUAGGAGAUCAAUUCAUGCAGCUCAAGAGCAUCCAGAUAGCGAUCUCCACGCUUGGUCUGACCGAGACUUCAGCGUCGGUUGAUUACCUGGCGUUUGCAUAUAUGGCCCAAUGUCGUUGUGAUCCGUCCAAUACCCCGGCGUACUUCGAGAGCAUAUGGACGCUCGUGCAUACCAUGCAGAACUUCGGUGAUGUGCCGCCAGUAGAGCUGCAAUCACUCAUCAUGGAAGAGCGAGCACGCCAUCGUUUUUCUUCUGAAGACGUCUCGCGGCAUAUCUCAGCGCUGGGCUUUGGAGAGAACAAUGUUCUGGGCUUUGACUACGACGAUUCGAUCACCGAUGAUGUUAUCGAGGAGGCAUAUUCAGCGGCAGUAAGGCAAGCAUGGCAGGACCCCGCACGCGGGGACGAACGCCAGAGGGAACUCGAUGAGGCGCUGAACGUACUAGCUCAAAUCCGUGGCAGCCUUAGAUUGUGGAACAAAUGGAAGAUACAGGCCGCGGGCGAGGGAAGGAUGAAUCCCUCCAAAGCGUAUAGCACCCUGGACGUCCCUCACGGCACCGAGGACGAACUGAUCAUAAGUGUCUUCUCAUUGAGGGUAGAAGAUCAGCCUCAUCAAGCGGACAAGAUGCGCGAGGCUGUGUCCGUGAUCGCCGACUACACUAACAGUGAAAGGCUGAAGCGCUUCCUCGAAACCGGCGUUGACCCUGGCAACAUAGAGCCCCCUGUGAGGGCUGACCUGCCGAGAGGUUUGCAUCAGUUAGGAAACACUUGCUAUUUGAAUUCUUUGCUACAAUACUUUUACACCAUCAAAGACUUGCGGGAAGCCGUCCUGCAAUUCGCUCAUGACGAAACAAAGGAGUCUCUUGACUAUAAGUUAACGGAAGAUGACCUCAAACGACACCGAGUGGGUGGACGGCUCGUCACCAAGAGGGAAAUCAUACGCUCCAGGAAAUUCGUCAAUCUUCUCGGUAGUCUGUUCUGGGACCUGGAAUAUAACGAAGACCCAGCCGUCACACCGAAAGUGGAUUUGGCAAAGCUUGCACUUGUUACGUCCAAGGAUGAAGAAGAAGAUGAAGCGGACAGGCCUGCAACUGACUCCUCAAAUGACACUGACGCUACCCUCGUCGAAGACGCACCGCCACGACACCUAUCUCCGAAGCCCAUGUCCUCACCGUCGUCGUCAUCCGUCCUAGGAAAGAGACCGCGUAGUCCACGAAAGAACAGUGCCAUGGAGGUUGAUAGCCCAGUCGAACAAGCCAAGGACGAAGGUCUUGCUGCUCAUCAAUCUGACGAAGUCACUGCCGGACGAUCAAUUUCGGAUGAACAGCCUGAAGCAGGUUCUUCACGGCUUCCCGCCCCAGCAGUCAAGUCCGGCCCUGAAGACGUUGAGAUGCAGGAUUCAACACCAAACACCAAACCCUCGGUGCGUCCGAAACAGAGCACCCAACCGGGAGGUAUGAUGUUUGGCAGGCAACACGAUGUUUCCGAGUGCAUGGACAAUUGCAUGUUCCAAAUUGAGACCGCCCUCCUGAGGUUUGACGAGCUCACUGGUGGCGAGCGUGAUAAAACUAGUCUCGUGAAGAGGCUUUUCUAUGGGAAGCUCAAGCAACGUCUAACUGCAAUUGACGACGCUCGGAGCUCUCGAACAUCCGUGCAUGAGAAGGAAGAUCUAUUCUCACAUCUGCCAGUGAAUGUCUCGGAAGAGGGCUAUGAUAUCUACGACGGCUUAUGUGGCUACUUCGAGGACGUCGUCGACUUCGAGGGUAAAAAGGCUCGGAUGGAAGUGUCGUUGGUAGACCUCCCACCCAUCUUGCAAAUCCAACUGCAGAGAGUCCAGUUCAACCGCGAAACUCUGCAACCCUACAAGAGCCAGGCAUACCUCAAAUUCGGGGAACAGCUAUUCCUAGAUCGAUUCUUGGAUCGUGCAGACCCCGCAAUGAAAGCGAAGAGCAAGGCCAUACAAUCCAAAUUGAACGCAUGCCGCGAGCGCAUCAACGUGCUGACGAAGAGCAAGGGUGCUCCAUACAACGUUUCUCUGGCGGCCACCUCCGACUUCCUGUCGAAACUCGUUGGUGUUGAUAUUCCCGAAGUUGAUGAUGAUCUUAUCACCCAACUGGGAGCUGAGGAAGCAUUACUCCAAGAUGAACUCACACAACUCCGGGAUCAAGUAACUCGAUUGAAGGAUGAAUUAGAGGAGAUAUGGAGCGACGAAAAGAGCGUCGAAUAUGAGCUCACUUCGGUAUUCGUCCACAGCGGUUCAUCGCCGUCAUGGGGUCACUAUUUCUUCUACGCGAGGAAUCUACCGGAUAGGCCGGACGAGUGGUUCAAGUACAAUGACCAAUACGUGACAGAAGUCAGCAAAGAGGAGGUACUUGCGGAUACCACAGGGCUUACCAGCAACCCGUAUCUACUCGUUUUUGCUCGCAAAGGCUCGGACAUAGUACAUACUGUGAACCGAUUCGAUCCGAAGCAUCUGCCGACAGCAGAUGUUUAGUCAUUGUCAGGGGCACCUGCCCUAUUGUCGGAUAAUAUUGCAUCUACCGCAUCAUCUGUACUAUCGCAUUCACUACUUGAAUAAAGGGUAUAAGAACAAAA
Punctularia strigosozonata HHB-11173 SS5 is the source of this 4737-nucleotide messenger RNA. Its product is annotated as cysteine proteinase. The coding region runs from base 353 to 4636 and encodes 1427 amino acids. The record is from RefSeq and is a predicted model, not a curated record. Gene Ontology annotation, biological process: proteasome-mediated ubiquitin-dependent protein catabolic process; regulation of proteasomal protein catabolic process; protein deubiquitination. Gene Ontology annotation, molecular function: proteasome binding; cysteine-type deubiquitinase activity. The transcript has 16 exons. Lineage: Eukaryota; Fungi; Basidiomycota; Agaricomycetes; Corticiales; Punctulariaceae.